Molecule: messenger RNA, 873 nt
Organism: Bathycoccus prasinos
Lineage: Eukaryota; Viridiplantae; Chlorophyta; Mamiellophyceae; Mamiellales; Bathycoccaceae
Exons: 1
Coding region: 1-873 (290 amino acids)
Cellular component (GO): chloroplast membrane
Source: RefSeq, a predicted model, not a curated record
AUGUUGACUUUGAUGCGCAGCACGAAUGCGACAAAAACCAGUUUUGGUGCGAUGAUGCCACAAAAGCCUUCAAGAAGAAGAAUGAACGCUUUUAGGACGACGACGACGACGAAAAUUGGCGGCACGGGGAACAGUAAAAGAAUGAGUAAAAGAGGUGGAGAGGACGUAAUAAUCGUUCGUUCGAGCGCUGGAGCAGUUUUAGGAGGAGGAGGAGAACUAAACGAAGAAGAGCGAGCGAGGAAACUUUUAGGCAUCAGCGUGAGCGACGACGCGUUAGCCAUUCAACAAGCCGUGAACAAGAAAAAGAUGUUGUACAAAGGCGAUAACGAGAAACUGCGAGAAGUGGAAUCCGCGUACGACACGAUACAACGAGCGAGUUUACAAGCGAGAAUGUCCGGGAAGAAAAUAGAGUCCAAAUCGGUGUUGAACGCGGACGUAAUUCGAUCGAAAUGGCAGCCGCGAUGGUGCCCGUCGCCGAACAAAGAUUUGUUCGUGAACUACGGCAUCGCGACGGCGUGUUUUUUAGUCACCUGGGCGCAACCGCACAACAUGAGAUCGUUGCAAGUGACUAUUUUUGGUGCCAUUGCGAUGGCGUUCCGCAUGUUCAUUAAGCUCGUGGACGUGGACCCGGGACCUAAUCCGAAAUUGGACCAAGCGGGCGCGGUCAAACAUAACAACAUGAGAUUCGCGAGGUCGUUCGUGUUUUGCAUCGGCGGGUUCGCCGCGUGCGUGUUGGCUUUUUACUGGUUGCCAAACUUUAUCAUUGAAACGUUGAACAUUAAGGUGCCACUGUGGGCGCUGUUGGAACAAGAGUUGGGGGUUUCCUUUUUGACGUUGAGUUCGUUGGCAACUUUGGUCACGUUUUACCGUUAA